AUUCUGCUCUCACUUUCCUGUCUUCUGUCAUUUUUUGAAAUAAAGCUCCCUCCCACCAACCACUCUUCCCAAUCAUGCCCAUUGACGCCUCUUCCCCUUCCAGCUCCGGCCAAAUCGUUUGCGUCACCGGCGCCGGCGGCUUCAUCGCCUCAUGGAUGGUCAAGCUGCUUCUUGAAAGAGGCUAUACUGUUAAAGGAACUGUUAGAGAUCCAGAUGAUCCAAAGAAUUCUCAUUUGAGAGAGCUUGAAGGAGCAAAGGAGAGAUUGAUUUUAUGCAAAGCUGAUCUUAUGGAUUAUGAGAGUCUGAAAGUGGCCAUCAAUGGGUGCCAUGGAGUUUUCCACACUGCUUCUCCUGUCACCGAUGAUCCAGAAGAGAUGGUGGAACCAGCCGUGAAUGGAACAAAGAAUGUGAUAAUAGCAGCGGCUGAGGCCAAAGUCCGGAGAGUGGUGUUCACAUCAUCGAUUGGAGCAGUGUACAUGGACCCCAACAGGAGCCCAGAUCAAGUUGUGGAUGAGAGCUGUUGGAGUGAUCUUGAAUUCUGCAAGAACACAAAGAAUUGGUAUUGUUACGGAAAGGCGGUGGCGGAGCAGGCGGCAUGGGAGGUUGCGAAGGAGAAAGAGGUGGACCUUGUGGUGGUGAACCCAGUGCUGGUGCUAGGACCAUUGCUUCAAUCCACUGUUAAUGCCAGCAUUAUUCACAUCCUCAAGUACCUCACCGGCUCCGCCAAAACAUAUGCAAACUCCGUUCAAGCCUAUGUCCACGUUAAGGACGUAGCCCUCGCCCACAUCCUCGUUUUCGAAGCUCCCUCUGCCUCCGGCCGCUACCUCUGUGCCGAGAGCGUGCUUCAUCGCGGCGACGUCGUUGAAAUUUUGGCCAAGUUUUUCCCGGAGUAUCCCAUUCCUACAAAGUGCUCAGAUGAAGUGAAGCCAAGGGCCAAGCCGUACAAGUUCUCUAACCAAAAGCUGAGGGAGCUGGGGCUGGAGUUCAUACCAGUGAAGCAGUGCCUCUACGAGACUGUUAGGAACCUUCAAGAGAAGGGACACGUGCCUGUCCCCCCACAACAUGACGACUCUCUUCGUAUUCAGUCUUAAACUACUGAAUUUCUGUCUCUCUCUCACUCUUCUGCUAGUGGUGGUGGUCACCGGCCACACAUCUUCAUAUUACUAUUAUUAUCAUUAGAGAGAGAGAGGGUUGUAGUAGUGGACUAAGCACUCAUAUUAAUCCACCCCUUGUCACUUGUUAUAAUUCAUGACAUGUUGGAAUUAUUAUUAUCAUUUUCACAAAA
Messenger RNA from Vitis riparia (riverbank grape), 1285 nucleotides. Its product is annotated as cinnamoyl-CoA reductase 1. The transcript is spliced from 5 exons. NCBI's taxonomy places the organism in Eukaryota, Viridiplantae, Streptophyta, Magnoliopsida, Vitales, Vitaceae. The record is from RefSeq and is a predicted model, not a curated record. Gene Ontology annotation, molecular function: oxidoreductase activity, acting on the CH-OH group of donors, NAD or NADP as acceptor. Bases 75 to 1091 code for a protein of 338 amino acids.